Molecule: messenger RNA, 4733 nt
Organism: Pangasianodon hypophthalmus (striped catfish)
Lineage: Eukaryota; Metazoa; Chordata; Actinopteri; Siluriformes; Pangasiidae
Exons: 2
Coding region: 805-2286 (493 amino acids)
Source: RefSeq, a predicted model, not a curated record
ACCAGGGAGGCUAGGUGUAGGAGACUAUUGUCUAUACCACUACACCACACAGACUACUGGGAAGACCUGGUGGAAAAUAAGAGAACCAAGGUUUACAAAAACAGUUUUAAACUACAUUAUCCAGGUAAAGUCAUUACCCAUAAAGCCACACACUUCCUUCAGACUCACAACCAAUAGAUAGGCAGUUUUGAGACAGACAGGUAUAGUUACCAAUUAUACAGAACCUCCUUAUUUUAGCUCCACCCCUAAUUUAACCUAGAUCCCACCCCAGAGCUUAUUUAAGGAUAUGGAUGGGAACAAAAAGCGUAUGUCCUCUGAAGAAGCAGGAUUCCCUGCGAAACGUUAGGACGUCGAACUCAAAAAGCACCGUGAACUGCACAUCAAAAAGAUACUGUUUGACGGGGAAAACAUUGCCAAUUUUUGUGUCCUGUUUUACACAAAAAAUUUUUUUAAUGGAGAAAAAUCCUUUUUAAACUGUUUUGUGAGUACUCACAUUUUUAAACCCUUCCUUUUUUUUGGGUUUUUAUUCCCCCCUCCUUUUUUUUCGGUUUUAUUCCCCCUUCUUUUUGGAGUACAACACCCAAGCCAGAGGGGCCUACAAAACUUCCUGUUUGGUGAACUCCUAGGCCGCUUAGGCCUUCUGGUAAGGAACUGAGUUGUUAAUCAGCUACAGGAUCCUUUUCCCAAGGAUUCUUAUCAGCAUACUCAUGGGGUAAGACCAAUGAAGACUUUUCUCCUUUUGGUUUUUAUCUUUCCUUUCUUUUAACCUUUUUUUUCCUCGAAAGGAGUUUUUUUACAGGCACAAUGAUUCCCUUAACAAACAGAUUCACAGUGUUGGAGACUUUGGAAACAGAUGGGGUGGAACAAACACUACACACAGACCAGCAUCUACACAACUCAAAACCCAGGGAAUUUUUAGAUAGACAUUUGAGGAAGUUGUAUUUUAAAUUCUUACAGGCCACACACCAUGAAGACAUUGUGACAACAGCUCUACAUACGCAAAUUUUUCCAAAGGGCAUGUCUAAACAAACACACAAACUUACACAGUUUAUCAAACCGGCAUGCCCCAAGCAACAAACUCUACAUAGAAUUACGGAAAACACACAAAAUUGGAUGAAGGCAAAUAUGCAGAUCCUCAAAGACCAUUACGUUCAAGUGAAAGCAGAACUACUGAAUCGAAUCCACAAAAUGGAGGAAACAGAAUGGCAGAUAGCAGUUAAAUGGGCCAAAGGUAGAUUCAAACACAAAUUGAGGGAAGACAUAAUAGAAAAGGCCAAAACACAAAUGGAACAGAAUCUAGUGGAAACAGAAAAUGGAGGAACUGCAUGUUUGCCUAUCCAAGUAUCAAACAGCUCCUCUAAUCCUUCUUCCACUGCCGCCUCUUCUUUUUCUUCUUCGUUGUCUUCUUCAAUCUCUUCCUCUUCUUCCUCCAAACAGAGUCCGAGUAAAGACGACACAAACCUUGUGGCAAGUUCUCCACAGAUGCAUUUAUCGAAAAGCAAUGGAACACCUCGGCCUUUAAACAACAACUCCGAUAAGACCAAGGGGGAGCCGACCCAGGGGGAUAGGAAGCAGGAGAGGAAGGAGGUGAUGAAUGGGUCUACAGAAAGGAAGACCACGUCCUUGAGAAAAGCCCGAUCUGAAUCCUCCCUUUCCCUUUCCCCUUCCUCUUUCUCGUUGACUCCCCUGCAUGUGGAACAUCCGGACAGGGUGGAGCCCCAAAUAAAAACCUGUGAAGUGAGGAACCAUUGGGUUCCUACUAGACAUCCUAACACCACUAGAAAGAUUGCAGAUUGGACACUGGAAGUAAAGAAACCAGUUUUGUUUAUAGGGGACUCCAACCUGUCCAGAAUUCCCUAUUUUAGUGACGAAAAUGUUCAGGUGGAUAGUUACCCUGGAGCCAACUUUUUACAUAUAGCCAAGGUGUUACAAAAAUUAACCCCUAAUCCAAACACUCAAAAAGUCGUCCUAUCAUUAGGAAUCAAUAAUAGAGAACAAACAUUCGAAAGUACAACAAAAAAACAGUUGCAAGAGCUGUGGAGAAUUGCUGCAGUGGUUUUUCCCAAUGCCACGAUCUACACCCCAUUAUUAAACUACUCGGAUAUCCUACCUAGACGACAACAAGAAACUCUAACAAAACUGAACACUCAUAUACUGGCACAUGGUAAUCCAUUGCAGGAACUUCACCCACUUAGGUUCAAGGUGAACCCGAGGGACCCUAUCCACUGGACCACGGAAACGGCUUCGCAAAUGUUUACAUACUGGUUGGAUCAGUUAAACUUUUAGGAAUGGUGAAGUGCAAUAAAACAGACAACAAAAAGCACACCAACAUCAUUAACCUAUCCAAAACGUUUUGUCUCACAGGUCCGCAGGAGGAUUUACUCAGCAAGGGUCUCACCUUCAUCCCGACGCCAUGCGGUACGGACUUGGGGGAGCUGGGGAGGGAUGUCCACGCUUACAAUAGACAACUUAAAAUUUUAGACCACUUCCAAUACACAAAAUGUAAAGAACACUUACAGUUUACAGAAAAAUCCAGAUGGGAACCGAGCACCGAACAGACCAGUUUACCUAUAAAGCAGUUGAUUAAAAAGAACAGGAUGAUUAUCAAUUCUCUUUCAGAUUUUUCCAACAAUCAAGCAGAUAAUUUAACCGCCACAGAACGCAGAGCACUCAAAGAAUUACAAACCAACAAAGAUAUAAUAAUUAAACCGGCAGAUAAAGGCUCAGCGAUCGUCAUAAUGGACAAACAACAAUACUUACUAGAAGCAAAUAGACAAUUAAACAAUACCAAUCAUUACACUUUACUUCCACACUCAUUACAACAGGAAACACAAUCAUUGGUAACAUCCAUUUUACAGGACUUAAAACAGAAAGGCUUCAUUAACACUAAACAGUUUAAUUACCUUAUUGGUCCAAACCCACCAAGGCAGCGGAAAUUUUAUCUAUUGCCCAAAAUUCAUAAAGACCCACAGGCGUGGACAGUCCCUUCCGAGGUUCCACAGGGACGCCCGAUUGUGUCGGAUUGUGGGAGUGAGACCUACAAUGUGGCACAAUACAUUGAUUAUUUCCUCAAUCCUGUCUCACAACUCCAUCCCAGUUACUUAAAAGAUACAUAUGACUUUAUAAACAAAAUCAAGAACAUGACAAUUCCAGACUCGGCCUUCCUAUUCACUGUGGAUGUGGAAAGCCUUUACACAAAUAUCAGUACAGAGGCAGGAUUGCAGGCAAUAACGAAAUGUUUUAACAGGUAUCCAGAUUCAAGCCGGCCAGAUGCAGAACUUCUUCAGCUGUUGGAAAUAAAUUUAACCCGCAAUGACUUUGAAUUUAAUUCUCAAUUAUAUUUACAGGUUCAAGGAACCGCUAUGGGGAAGAAAUUUGCUCCAGCCUACGCGAAUAUUUAUAUGUCUGAGUGGGAAGAAACAUUGUUUCCAAAGUGUCCCCACUUACCCGCAGUGUAUUAUCGAUAUCUGGAUGACAUCUUUGGGGUCUGGCACCAUGACAGGGAACAUUUUGACACCUUUUUGAAUUUGGCCAAUUCCCAUCAUAAACACAUUAAAGUCAAAGCAACUCUUAAUUCGGAUAACAUUAACUUUUUAGACACCACAGUUUUUGCCAUCCCGACGGAGAAUAAUUCCAAAACACUACAUACUAAAGUGUUUUUCAAACCCACUGAUUCCCACUCUCUACUAUUUAAAACAAGUUAUCAUCCUAGACAUACUUUCAAGGGGGUAAUCAAAUCACAAAUCAUUCGAUUUCAUAGAAUUUGCUCAUUUGAUCAACAUUUCCAUGAAGCAACACAAACUCUAUUCAAAGCCCUUAGACCCCGAGGGUAUUCUAAGAGAUUCUUGAGAGCCAUUAAAAGAGACACGUUGCAGGAUCUCAGAAAUAACCCAACACGAUUGGUGCCGGAACCCAAGGAUGUCAUCCCCAUAGUCACGACUUUUUCAGAAACAUCCAAAAUCCUCAACAAUAAGCUUAAACAACAAUUCCAAAAAACACAAGAACUAUACGCACCACUUCGGUCAUUCAAACCAAUAUCAGCUUAUAGAAGAAAUAAAAAUCUACGGGAUCUCCUGGUCAGGGCCAGUUUGAAAUCAGACCGACGAGUGAUUCCUCCUAUAUUAGCAACACAUUUUCAACAGCUCAGGUCAGUGGAGAUGGGAAACAAGGGACACCUAGUGCCACAAAGAACAAACCUCAAGACCACGAAUAUCAUUUACAUGAUCACUUGCACACACUGCCAUAAGAGAUAUAUUGGAGAAACUGAAUACAGUCUGGAACAAAGGCUGAAACAACACAUUUACUCCAUUCAACACAGACCACGCAACACACACUUAAUAUGCCAUUUUGCAAGGGUUGGGAUACAGAAGCUCAGGAUCUCGGGUUUGGAGGCCAAUAGGGCAUGGAACAGGGAACAGAGAAGAAGAAGAGAAGCAUAUUGGAUAAGUAAACUGCACACAGACCAUCCUCAUGGCUUCAAUACUAGGAGAACAUCUUAGACUUGGAGACUUGGAACCAGAGAUACCCAUAUAGAGAGAGGAAAUAGGGCUAACCCAUUCUUCUUUUUACAGUAUUCUCUUCUUUCCCCCGUUGUUUUUCUUUUGUCCUCUGCUCUUUUUCUUUACCUUGUUCUUCUUUUUUUUCUUCUUUUCUUCUUCUUUUCCUUCUUCUUCUUCUCCUUUCUUUUCUUUGUUCUUUUUUAUACCCAUUCUGUCACAUUUAUUGUGAGUAAA